Messenger RNA from Acyrthosiphon pisum (pea aphid), 1814 nucleotides. RefSeq names its product endothelin-converting enzyme homolog. Gene Ontology annotation, biological process: protein processing. The transcript has 9 exons. Lineage: Eukaryota; Metazoa; Arthropoda; Insecta; Hemiptera; Aphididae. The record is from RefSeq and is a predicted model, not a curated record. Gene Ontology annotation, molecular function: metalloendopeptidase activity. Bases 52 to 1314 code for a protein of 420 amino acids. Gene Ontology annotation, cellular component: plasma membrane.
UAAACAAAAAUGGUGUAGAUUGAUUGGAAGGAAUACCUUUCAAUUCUAUUUAUGGACGUGGAGAAUGUAACAUUGGAUUUUGAAACUGAAUUAAUUCAAAUAUCUAAUAUUGAAUAUUUUGAAGCUCUAUUCGAAUUAAUCAGUACAUAUAAAAACCAAUCAAUCAUCAAUAUAUGGUGGGAAGUGGUUGUCACUCUUAUGCCAUACACUACAAAUGAGAUGCGAUUCAUACAAGAUAGAUUUUACUAUGAAACAACCGGUUUAGAAAAUAACCCUUCAAGAUCACUCUAUUGUGCAAAUGCUGUAAACUCGAUGAUGGGAAUGGCUGUUUCACGUUUAUUAUUAGAAAUAGAACCAUUAAAUAAUAAUAUGAAGAUGGUGGAUGAGAUGAUUAAAAAUAUUCAUUGGGCGUUCGAAAAAAUAGUCAAAGAGUUAGAUUGGAUGGAUGACACGACCAAACAGAGGACACUAUACAAGGCACAGCAAAUGCAAACGUUAAUCGGUUUUCCUGAAUUCAUAAAUGACUCGUUUGAACUCGAUCAAUACUAUUCUGAAUUUGAAGUAAUAGAAAAUGACUAUUUUGCCAACGUUAUACUUUAUGUUCAACAAGACUUGAACACCUCUUUGGUAGGACUUAGGCAAUUAAAUGAUUACACAAUAAACUCUUGGGCAUCAGAUCCUUUAGAAGUUAAUGCGUACAAUUGGAUCCAAGCAAAUGCAAUAACCAUUCCAGCCGGUAUAUUACGAUUUCCUUUCUUUGGACAUGAUUUGCAGGUGCUCAACUAUGGUUUUCUUGGUUCCAUACUGGGCCAUGAACUUACACAUGGUUUUGAUAACACUGGCCGAAAGUUUGAUUCCGAUGGGAAUGAGAAUAUGUGGUGGACUAAUCGCACUAUAGAGGAGUAUGAAAAACGUAGCGACUGUUUCGUUCAUCAUUAUGAAUCUUAUUUAGUACCUGACAUUGAAGAAAAGAUAAGUGGUAAAAUGACAUUGGAUGAAAAUAUUGCUGACAAUGGUGGAUUGAGAGAAGCGCUUUUGGCAUAUAGAAAAUUUGUUGAAGAAUUCGGUGAAGAACCUAAACUACCUGGAUUUGAACAGUACAGUAAUGAACAAAUGUAUUAUUUAGCUUUUGCAAAUAAUUGGUGUGAAGCAACAACACGUGAAUCGUUAUCGAAAAGCAUAUUAGAUGAGCACAGUCCAAAUAACAUACGAGUGAUUGCAGGACUGACCAAUUCAGAUGAAUUUAGCCAAGUAUGGAAAUGUGAAAAAGGUUCAAAAAUGCAUCCACAGAAUGAUAAAUGUAAGAUAUGGUAAUAGUUAAAAGCGCCACAUUGUUUUUAUUUAUUAUACUACCAUACAACUAACAAAUGUCUUAAGGAGGCUGGAGCGUAAUCAAUUUUAAGGAGUAAAAACUAGGCAUUUUAUAUUUCUCUUUAUCUGGGUCUUGUGUAUGUGUUGAAAGUAAAUGAACAUUAGUUUGCGUAAUUCGUAGUACUGAUCACGUUUUAUUGGGGCAUCAUAGUGGCCGGAAUGUAAGUCUGUAAUUUUACCUACGCGCAUGCACAUGUCACCAAAUAUUGCUUUAUAAAAUGGCAAAUAUUUUUUUUUCAAAAAAUACUACCUCUGAUUUCAAUCACUACGCUCAGUAGGAUGUUCCAAUUUUAAUUUUCAAAGCAGAUUUGAAUUCUCCUCUAAAUUUACUAUGCUUUAACUGUCGUACAUUUUUCAUAUUCUAUAUCAAUGUAUUUAAAUUUGAAUUAUGAAUAUGUUCUAUUUUUGCUCCUUUUGUUAGUAAAUUUCUAAGUAAAAAAAAA